Seriola dumerili (greater amberjack) is the source of this 1164-nucleotide messenger RNA. RefSeq names its product major centromere autoantigen B-like. The transcript has 2 exons. Lineage: Eukaryota; Metazoa; Chordata; Actinopteri; Carangiformes; Carangidae. Bases 86 to 958 code for a protein of 290 amino acids. The record is from RefSeq and is a predicted model, not a curated record.
CUUACUGUCUUCUCACAUCCUCAUUCACAGCUUCACCUCCUUCACCCUCUCACUUCAUUGUUUAUUCACUCCAUCUCACCACUGGAUGAUCAGCUCAGCAGUCACCAUGACGACCAGGGCCGUCCUACUUCUGACUUUAUUCGUGCUGAAUCUCCUGAUUCCUGCGUCCUCUGUUGGUAAUCAAACAAUGCAGAACAACACCUCCUCUGCUCCCCCAAACAACACAGAACCUACUGAAGCUCCACACUCUUCAUCUACAUGGACUCAGAUGUCAGCCACCACUGUACCACCUACAUCAUCUUCAUCACAGUCCACAGCAAAAACCAACCGACCUCACCUCUUGAGCACCACACCACAGACCACACACACAACCGCUUCUGCUCCCUAUUACUCUAAAUCCAAGUUCAUUAUUCUCAUGACUCUGUUUUCCAUCAUUGUGUUGAUGCUGCUUGUGGGAUGCCUCCACUUCAUGUGGGGCAGGUGGUCAGGUCGGGAAAGCUCCGUGCCCAGGUUCCUUCAGGGUGUGAGUGAGAGGCUGACCACCGCAGUCGGAAACCUGGAGGACCGGAUGGGGCUCCACCUGUGGCAAGGGGGGAAGCGAGGUGGUGAGGAAGAUGAAGAAGAGGCACAGGGAAGACAGGAAGAGGAAGGAGGACAGAGAAGUGACGAUGGGGGAGAAGGAGGUAGUAGUGGAGUUAGGUAUGAAGAAAAGGGGGAAGACGAGGAAGACAGCGAUACUUCAGAUGACUAUUCCAGUAUGGAGGGGGAGAACCUGAGGGAGAGGGCACUGAACAGACAGGCGGACGAGGAGGAUGAAGACAGUGAGGAAACGGGUGAUGCGAGCGAGAGACACCACAGCGCUGUAGAAGGAGAGAGCAGUGGAGACAAACCAGGAGGUUCAGAGGAGACGGCACUGGUCGACUCUCCACAGGAGGAUGAUGAUGUCACUGCGCUGUAGUGAUACACAGCACUGAAAGAUACCAGGAUUAAAAAUGAUCAAAUUUAACAGGAGCUUGAUGGUGAUAGUUUUUACUGAAAGCUGAAGGUUUGAAUGCUGCAGUUCCUUAAACAGUAGGUUAAAGAUGUAUCUUUCAUUUUCUAUAUCAAUACUCUGUAUAACGAAUGGGAGUAGUCAGUGUGUGUUUAAUGAUCUUCAAAUAAACU